Micromonas pusilla CCMP1545 is the source of this 1470-nucleotide messenger RNA. RefSeq lists its product as uncharacterized. Lineage: Eukaryota; Viridiplantae; Chlorophyta; Mamiellophyceae; Mamiellales; Mamiellaceae. The transcript has a single exon. The record is from RefSeq and is a predicted model, not a curated record. Gene Ontology annotation, molecular function: U4 snRNA binding; protein binding; U6 snRNA binding. The annotation marks the transcript as partial. Gene Ontology annotation, biological process: mRNA splicing, via spliceosome. Gene Ontology annotation, cellular component: U4/U6 x U5 tri-snRNP complex.
GACGCGAUGGCGGAGGGCGUCGCGAAGGGCAACGUCCACCUCGCGAAUCUCGCCGAGGCGGGCGAGCGAUUCGCGCUCUCCGCGGGGAGCGAGGAGACGCGCACGCGCCAAGAAGCGCUCCUCCGCGAGUUCGAAAACCGCCGACGCCAGCGCGCGGUCGCGGUGACGACGGACGACCGAGAGGUGCGGAAGCAGCUCCGAGAGCUCGGCGAGCCCAUGACGCUCUUCGCGGAGGGACCCGGCGAGCGGCGCGAUCGCCUGCGCGCGCACCUCGCGGCGUUAGACGCCGCGGACGGCGGCGCGCUCCCGGUCCCGGACGAGGCGACCGUCGUCGAGACCGAGGACGUCCAGCGCGAGCUGUUCUACACCGAGGGGAGCGCGAACUUGAUGCGCGCGAGGACGCUCAUCGCGUCCUAUUCUCUUCCCCGCGCGUCCGCGCGCGUCUCGCUCGCCAAGCGUCGCCGCGCCGACGCCGCCGUCGACGAGAUCGGCGAGAUGGACGCGGACGCGGCCGCGACGCGGACGUUCAAGACGGAGUGCUCGCAGAUCGGCGACGAGCGGCCGCUGAGCGUCGUGCGGUUCUCCCCGGGGGACGGCGGCGCGUGCGUGAUGAGCGCGUCGUGGAGCGGCGGCGUCAGGCUGUGGAGGACGGACGGAUGCGAGCGACUGCUGACGGUCAAGGCGCACGAGAACAGGAUCACGGGCGCGGACUUUCACCCGACGAACGCGACGUUGCGCGCGGUGACGUCGGAGGAGGGAGAGGGCGGCGGCGGCGCGGGGGAGGGACCGGGGCCGUGCGCGAUGGCGACGGCGUGCGCGGACGGCUCGGCGCAUCUCUGGAGCGCGAAGGGCGCGCUCUUGAAGACGUUGAAAGGCCACGCGAAUCGACUCGCGCGGUGCGCGUUCCACCCCGCCGGAGAGCACCUCGCGACCGCGGGGUUCGACAAGACGUGGAGGCUGUGGAGCGUCGAGACCGGGGAGGAGCUCCUGUGCCAGGAGGGGCACUCGCGCGCGGUGUACGACGUCGCGUUUCACCCGGACGGGUCCCUCUGCGCCUCCGUCGGGCUGGAGUCGCACGGGAAGGUGUGGGACCUUCGCACCGGGAAGUGCGUGCACAACCUCGUCGGGCACAACAAGCAGUGCCUCAGCGUGGACUUCUCCCCGAACGGGUACCACGUCGCGACGGGCAGCGACGACCACACGGCGAAGAUUUGGGACUUGCGGAAGCGCGCGUGUCUGUACACCGUGCCCGCGCACAGUUCGCUCAUCUCCUCGGUGAAGUACGAGCCGACGCGGGGAGGGUACUUCGUCACCGGGUCGUACGACGGCGUCGCGAAGGCGUGGAGCGCGCGCGAUUUCUCGAGGAUCAACUCCCUCAGAGGGCACGAGGCGAAGGUGAUGUGCGUGGACGUCGCGCCGGGCGGGGAGACGUGCGCGACGGUGUCGUACGAUCGGACGUUGAAGUUGUGG